Molecule: messenger RNA, 1156 nt
Organism: Rhincodon typus (whale shark)
Lineage: Eukaryota; Metazoa; Chordata; Chondrichthyes; Orectolobiformes; Rhincodontidae
Product: PIN2 (TERF1) interacting telomerase inhibitor 1
Exons: 5
Coding region: 1-948 (315 amino acids)
Biological process (GO): regulation of ribosome biogenesis
Cellular component (GO): nucleolus
Molecular function (GO): telomerase inhibitor activity
Source: RefSeq, a predicted model, not a curated record
AUGGCAAGUUGCAGAGAGACCCAGCUAUCCUAUGCUAAUGUACAGGAGCAGCAAGACAACUGGAUUGCACACCAGGAUGAGUUUAACCAGCUUUUGUCUGAGCUCAAUGCCUGCCACAAGCAGAAUGGCUCACGUGUGGCCGAGGAUAAAACUGCAUUUAGCCUUGAAGAGAAAUCUAAAUCUUCCAAGAAACGCGUUCACUACCAGAAAUUUACCAAAGGAAAGGAUCUCUCUUCUCGAAGUGUGACAGACCUUGCCUGCAUUUUUGGAAAACGUGGCAAACGGCUCAAAAGAUCCAGAGAUCAAGCAAUGGGUAACACCUGUUUGGUGCCUAUCGAUGACCCAGAAGCUCCUGGUGACUCAGAGCCCAAAGUUAAAAUAAAUACUGUGACCAGUUCUCUCUCCGUGCAGGAGUACUUUGCCAAAAGGAUGGCACAACUUAAAGCAGGGCAUGAAAUCCAUCAAGCUUGUGCUACUCAGGACCUUACGGGAGAUGAUAUGAGUUCAAUUAAAGAAGCAAAAAAGAAGAGGAAAAAAUGUGGCAGAAGAGAUGCCAGCGGGGCUUGCAACUUUGACAAACAGCCCAUACUGACAAAGCAAGCCAAAAAUGAAGAGUGUGUGGAAAUAAACAAUGAUCUGAUAGAACAUAGUCCAGUUAAGGAAAAUUGCCAAACUAAAAAGUCUAAAAAAAAUAGUGCAAAAUAUUUGGUGUUAUUCGAUCAGAAAAUGUGUCCUUUAGGAGAAGUUGAAUCAGAGGAGAUUCCAGUUGAACAGCACCGAACAGUCAGUGAGUCGUCAGAGAAGCAAAAUGAGCAGGUAUGGAGAGAGGAUAAGAACAAACAGAAGAAGAUUAAAAAGCUGCCAUAUGCAAGUCAUGAUGAGAUUUCUCAAUCCUGUCAUGAAUCAACAGAAAGAAGGAAGAAGAAAAAAAAGAAACAGAAGCAUUGAGGCUUGCAGAAACUGUUAUGCAUAUUUCGUAUUGAAAACCAUCCAAAUGAAUUAUGCAACAAGAUAAAAUGGUCUUAAUGCAACUGCUGUUCUUAGCUAAGCUUAGGCAGCAAGUUUGAUAGUGGCAAAUGGAAUGGUUAAAGCAAAGUGUUUAAAAUCAAGUUACAACAUCUUCUUUUAAAUGCAUAAAAUAAAAUUUGUAAACAUA